Molecule: messenger RNA, 2099 nt
Organism: Vigna umbellata (rice bean)
Lineage: Eukaryota; Viridiplantae; Streptophyta; Magnoliopsida; Fabales; Fabaceae
Source: RefSeq, a predicted model, not a curated record
AAACGACAAAAAGUAGCGCGUUAGUGUUGGUUUAUGUUCGAAUAUGUCACUUUAUCACGUGGAAUGAGCGCACGAGAAGGGAAGAGAGAAGUUUGAAAAUAAACUAGGCAAGAGCGAGUAAAUAUAAGAGAAGAAGGGUUUGGUUUGCGUUGUGUUGGUUGGUCACUGAUCUUACUUGAGUGGGUUAUUAUGAAGUCGUAUAGAUUGUCGGAACUAGGCGAUGCUGAGCUUCGCAGCCUAAUUGCUCGUCCUCGUAUCGAUUUCUCUUCCGUUUUCUCUCUGGUCAACCCCAUUCUUGACGAUGUUCGACAAAGAGGCGAUGCUGCUGUCAAAGAAUAUACUUUGAAAUUCGACAAUGUUCAAUUGGAUGACAUUGUUCAACUUGUCGCCGACCUUCCAGAUCCACUGCUUGAUGCGCAUGUUAAGGAAGCUUUCGAUAUCGCCUACAGCAAUAUAUAUGCCUUUCAUGCUGCUCAGAGGACUCCUGAAACAAAUGUUGAGAACAUCAAAGGAGUCCAAUGCAAGCGAGUUUCAAGAAGUAUUAAUACUGUGGGCCUUUAUGUUCCAGGGGGAACUGCUGUGCUACCUUCAACAGCCCUGAUGCUUUCAGUUCCUGCUCAGAUUGCUGGAUGUAAAACUGUCGUCCUUGCUACUCCUCCAGCUCAGGAUGGCACUAUAUGCAAGGAGGUAGUGUAUUGUGCAAAGAAGGCAGGGGUUACUCACAUCCUCAAAGCUGGCGGAGCUCAGGCCAUAUCUGCCAUGGCUUGGGGAACUGAAACUUGUCCCAAGGUUGAGAAGAUUUUUGGCCCAGGAAACCAAUAUGUCACAGCUGCAAAAAUGAUUCUGCAAAACAGUGAAGCCAUGGUUUCAAUUGACAUGCCAGCCGGUCCAUCCGAAGUUUUAGUUAUUGCUGACAAGCAUGCGAUUCCUCGUCAUGUAGCUGCCGAUUUGCUUUCUCAGGCUGAGCAUGGCCCUGAUAGUCAGGUUGUGCUUGUGAUUGCUGGUGAAGGCGUGAAUUUGAAUGCUAUAGAGGAGGAACUCAGCAAGCAGUGCAAGAGUCUACCAAGAGGAGAGUUCGCUGCUAAAGCCCUGACCCACAGUUUUAUUGUUCAUGCAUAUGAUAUGCUUGAGUCAAUCAAUUUCUCAAACUUAUAUGCACCUGAGCAUCUAAUUGUCAAUGUGAAGGAUGCAGAGAAGUGGGAGAGUUUUAUUCAGAAUGCAGGGUCUGUAUUUUUAGGGCCGUGGACACCCGAGAGCGUUGGUGAUUAUGCAAGUGGGACAAAUCAUGUCCUUCCCACUUAUGGUUAUGCAAGGAUGUAUGGCGGUGUUUCAUUGGAUUCUUUCUUGAAAUACAUAACAGUGCAAUCUCUCACAGAAGAAGGCCUCAGAAAACUUGGGCCAUACGUAGCAACGAUGGCAGAAGUUGAAGGUCUCGAUGCCCACAAGCUGGCAGUUACCCUCAGACUAGAGGACAUAGAAGGCAGACAGAUUUCAAAAUGACAAGAUAAUUUACGAUAGAGUCGACGUUUUUCAUCGUUGAGUUUCUGGAGGGAUCGUAUGGGAGAAAGUGACCUGUGCACAAGAGCUUUGAUACCAUAUUUGAAAGCUAGAAUUCAGAGAAACAGAAGUGAAAAAUCGUUGGACCAUGGUUUUCUGUGAAGGAUGAUGGGUAAAAGUUUUGAUAAGUUUAGCAGGUUAGCCUAAUGUGAAGGGAAUGAUUGAGCAAAUAAAGAAACAUCAAAGGCAAAAGUUAAACAGCCGUUCAUGAUUCCUCACAAAUUUUAAAGACAUUUCCUUGAGUUAUAGAAAUUUAAAAUAAUAUACAGUGAGACAAAGGCAAAAGUUCAUGAAACGCAGGAGCACUGUGGAGCACGUAAGCUAGAACAUUAUAACUAUGCUUGAAAUAUCAUCACAGCUUCCUAGAGAUAUUGCUUCUUUAACUAAUUUCUUAGCUGCUUUCUCCGCACCAUCUACAUUCUUGAUACAGUCACAAGCCUCUUGAUUUGUCAUCACCUGCUAUAUGUUUCUCAAGAUCAAGGUUCUUACAUGUCAUUUCGUUAUUCCAUGUAAGUGCUUAGAAUUAAUCUGUAAAAUAAUUC